AAAUCAUCACAAGCGAACUCCUCGGAAAAUAGAAUGAUGUCAGACCGAUCCAACGACCCGACACCACCCUCCGAUCCAUCAAAGCCGUCCAUUCCCAUCUCCUACCCAAUCCAGACCCUUGAAGACCUUGACUCCCGCUCCUACUUCUCUUCUUUUCAUUACCCUUUUAACAGGUCCAGUGUUCCUCUCCCACCAGACUCGGGUUUGGCUCAGAGGCCUAGGGUUUUGGUUUGCCAUGACAUGCAAGGUGGUUACGUGGACGAUAAGUGGGUCCAGGGUGGAGAUAACGCCGGCGCUUAUGCCAUCUGGCACUGGUAUUUGAUCGAUGUUUUUGUUUAUUUCUCUCACUAUUUGGUCACCUUGCCUCCUCCUUGCUGGACCAAUACUGCUCAUAGACAUGGAGUUAAGGUAUUGGGGACAUUUAUCACUGAAGGGGAUCAAGGAACAACUAUUUGCAAUAAGCUGCUGUCCACAAAGGAGUCUGCUCACAAGUAUGCCGAUCUCUUGGCAGAGCUAGCUGUUGCUUUGGGCUUUGAUGGCUGGCUGCUCAAUAUGGAGGUCAACCUCGACAUCGGCCAAAUCCCGAAUCUGAAAGAAUUUAUCAGCCAUUUAACUCAAACAAUGCACUCCUCGGUCCCUGGUUCUUUAGUUAUAUGGUACGAUAGCGUUACGGUCGACGGAACAAUUAGCUAUCAGAAUCAAUUGAAUGAACAAAAUAAACCUUUCUUUGAUAUUAGUGAUGGAAUCUUUGCCAACUAUUGGUGGGAGGACAACUAUCCGAAACAAUCGGCAGAGGUCGCCGGCGAUAGAAAGUUUGAUGUCUACAUGGGGAUAGACGUAUUCGGAAGGGGAACAUACGGUGGUGGAGGAUGGAAUACAAAUGUAGCACUUGAUGUGAUUAUAAAGGGUGAUGUCUCGGCUGCCAUAUACGCUCCCGGAUGGGUCUAUGAAACGAAACAACCCCCCGACUUUCAGACUGCUCAAAACCGUUGGUGGGGACUGGUCGAGAAAUCAUGGGGAUUCGAUCAAAAUUAUCCGAAAGCAUUACCAUUCUUUUCAAAUUUCGAUCAGGGCCAUGGUAAUCAUAUUUCCGUCGACGGAGCGCAAAUAUUAAGCAUUCAAUGGAACAACAUUUCAUUACAAAAUUUUCAGCCUUUCCUGGAGUAUGCCAAUGAUUCCGCUUCGAAAACCAUUGAUGUCCGUGUUGAUUUCAAGGAAGCAUCGUAUAGCGGAGGGGGAAACCUCACCUUUCGUGGAACUCUUGAAGCCAAGGCCACUUUCUCGACCAGACUCUUUUCAGGACAGCUUCUGAUGGGUAGCUUACCACUUCACUUCAUAUACUCUGUCAAAUCAAAAGGGAGCUCUAGAGUGGGCCUGUAUCUUGAAUUCUCUUCUGAAAUGGAAGGAAAAAAGAAUUUGUUUCUUGCAUCACAAGGAACAGUCGCAUUCUUGAGCGAAUCUAGUGAAGUGAUCGUGCCGCAUCAACUUACGACACCGGAGGAUGCCCCGGGAUGGGUCGUACAAGAGGUUAGCAUAGCAAUGCAUGGAUACACAUUAACAGAAAUCCAUGUUGUAUGCUACAUUGAACAGCCUGGAAAUACAAACGCAACAGAAUACUUUGCCGUGCUUGGACAUAUUAAGAUUUCAACUUCGGACAAGAAUACGGAGUUCCCUCCAUCUACUUCCUGGAUCAUCGACGGCCAAGACGUCGAAUGGGGAGGUUCGCAAGGUUCCAAAACCCUUAGUCUGAAGAUCAGCUGGAAACUGAAAGAUGGAAAGAACCCCCCUUACCCGAGGUACAACAUCUAUGUGGAGAAAUUAAGCAAACAAUCGAUCCGAAGUCCGGGAAGAAAGGUAGACAGCGUAGGAGAGUAUGUCGGGGUAGCACACGUAGAAGCCUUCUAUGUAUCUAAACUCGCCGUCCCUUCAGGUACUUCCGGCAUCAAAUUUAUCGUUCAAGUUUGUGAUGUCGAUGGUGCUAGCCAGAAGCUCGAUGACGCUCCAUUUUUUCAACUCAAUGUUUGAAGCUCAAUGAACAUUAUCACUUUUGUUUC
This is a messenger RNA of Hibiscus syriacus, 2054 nucleotides long. Its product is annotated as cytosolic endo-beta-N-acetylglucosaminidase 1-like. NCBI's taxonomy places the organism in Eukaryota, Viridiplantae, Streptophyta, Magnoliopsida, Malvales, Malvaceae. The record is from RefSeq and is a predicted model, not a curated record. Gene Ontology annotation, cellular component: cytoplasm. The transcript has 11 exons. Gene Ontology annotation, biological process: protein deglycosylation. The coding region runs from base 34 to 2025 and encodes 663 amino acids. Gene Ontology annotation, molecular function: mannosyl-glycoprotein endo-beta-N-acetylglucosaminidase activity.